This is a messenger RNA of Drosophila subobscura, 1165 nucleotides long. RefSeq lists its product as uncharacterized. Lineage: Eukaryota; Metazoa; Arthropoda; Insecta; Diptera; Drosophilidae. Bases 74 to 1051 code for a protein of 325 amino acids. The transcript is spliced from 4 exons. Gene Ontology annotation, cellular component: mitochondrion. The record is from RefSeq and is a predicted model, not a curated record.
CCGUUGUUUACGUUUGUUUUCCUAGGUGUCCAGUUUGACAAAUUUCGUUUAUACAUUAACAUUACAGCUCCAAAUGUUUAUUAAUAGUGGAAAAGCCUAUUUGGUGUGUGCAGCUCGCUUUACCGGCAGCGGCAUGCACAAUUUGAAGAGAUACACAGCCGUUCAACCCUUCCAUACGAGCUCUAUACUACAAAAUUAUGCCGCUGCUGCUGCACUUCCUCUCCCGAUCAACGUGAAUGCCGCUGAGACAACACGAUUCUCACCACAGCGCUCUCGGGAUAUCUCGUGCACUGUUAUGAAUGCACAGGCACCGAUCUCGACCAUUGACAUUACCACGGAUAACAGCUACAGCGGCAACCUGGCCAGUUCCACCCAACAGGAUCCCCAUGUCCAGUCGUAUGACUGCUUCGGCUCCAUCAGCCUCAAUUCGGUGAUGCAGAGCAAUGUGCCCACACCCUUUGGUGGCAUGCACAAGUUCUCGCAUCUCAACAUGCCUGGUGGUCAAUGGUCGCAGGAAUAUAAGUUUACAUCGCAGAACCUACAAAGCUCCCAUUACAGCGCUCUACGCGACAGCGCACGUGCUGAUUGGGGCACCUACGAUCAGAAUGUAAACUUUGGCGCUACCACAGGACGUCGCAGUUAUAGCACACACUCCGCGCCACCCACUUCCGAGUCCCCGGCGAGACCAGCAGCCAUAGAUGCCGCCCCAACGGAAGCCAAAUUGAGUAAAAAGGAUAAACUCAAGCAGGCAUUCAAGGAGUAUGGCACCACCAUAAUAGCUUUUCACGUAGGCAUCUCGUUGAUUUCCCUCGGAGGCUUCUAUUUAUUGGUGUCCAGUGGCAUAAAUUUGGUGCCCGUUCUGGAAUUCCUUGGCAUCACAUCAGCAGCGAUUGCGGAAAAGGUUGCCACUGGCAGCACCUUUGUGGUGGCCUAUGCCGUUCACAAAGUCUUUGCACCUGCCCGAAUAAGCAUUACGUUGGGCUCCACACCAUUUAUUGUCCGCUUUCUGCGCUCAAAGGGAUUCCUGAAGCCAAAACCUAAGAGCACCUAGUGCCAUACGAAAAUUACAUAUUUACAUCCACAAUAUCAUCAAUUAUACUUUAUCCCUGCAUGCAAUGUGAUCUUUAUUCGCAGAAUAAAUAAAUUCGAAAGAAAGAAAACCAAA